Messenger RNA from Cladocopium goreaui, 882 nucleotides. The record is from the annotation of a GenBank genome assembly. Lineage: Eukaryota; Dinophyceae; Suessiales; Symbiodiniaceae.
GAGAGGUCAGCCUCCAGGCGCCUUGAAGACACCUCCCCAUACGAUGACGACAUUGAAGACAUGCCCGAAUCGCCAAAGCGAUAUCGGGAGGUCUAUGCUGAUGACUUCAUCACCCAGGACUUGCAGGCUCCCCUCAGCACGCUGCCGGUGCAAACUGCGAAACUCCUGCUGCAGAUCUUUUCCGAGAGCCCCUCAACAUUUUACCAAAGCCUGGAGGAUCCCAACCUGGAUCUAUGCCAUGAAAUCUCCAGGGAAGAAAUGAGAGAAGCUGUUGAGAGACUGAAAGGAGUUUCUGCAGCAGAGGAAGGGAAGGCGAUUUUGGCCAGCUUCUCUGAAGACACCCCGAAUUUGACAAUCUUUGAAGUUUGCUCGCGAGUGGGCCGUGGAGACUUGCUGCGCGAUCUGCAAUCUGCAGCUCAAGCGCGGCUAUUGUCAUUGAUCUUGAAGGGUACGGCCACAAUGCAGCAGGUCAUCCGGCUCCUGCGGGCUGGCGCCGAUCCCACGAGACAAAAUCUGAGUUGUUUCGUGAACCUUAAGGGUGAGGCAAAGCGGACCAAGAUUGAAGUCGGUCCGGACCGAUCUGGAAGUCACCGUGGUGCUUUGAUGUCAGGCACACCGCUGCACUGGGUUUGCUGGGCGGCUAGCAGACUACAAGCUGCCAGCGGCCCCUUGUCUGCUGCCAGACAGCAGCACUACCUGGAAAUUUCCAGAUGGCUCUGUGACAUCGCGCCCAUGGCACUGUUCUUGAAAAACGACAACCAGCAAACACCCCUGGAGUUGCUGAUGGCGAACACGCCCUCCCGUGACGAACUGCGUUGCGGCCGCUGUGGUCAGACAGGUCAUGUGGAGAAGGAAUGUCUCAGAGAACCUGCGAAACCCAGU